AUACCACCCCCCUGGGUCAUUACUCUUACCAUCGUUGAUGUAUACUUGAUAACCCACACUCUUUUUUACUAAAUUUCUAAUUUACAUUUUGUGUUAGUGAACGCAAAGAGGUUUUUUUACGCAGUUAGUCAUCACAUGAAUUAAGACAUACAUUACGCACGACUUAUCAGUUUUAUCAUUCGUCGUUCGUCGUGGAUGUGUAGUAGACAUUUGCCGACCUCAAUUUAUCGUUCGCACGUCCAUCCGGUCGACCCCCUGCUACUACUACUAUUUACCUAUGUCUAAGGAAUUAAGUUUGGAUGAUAUCAUACAGAAGAAGAAAACCUCAAUCGCAAUGAAAAAUCGAGGCAUUAAAAAGCCUGUCACGAAAAAUGCAACUAAGACAGCAAACGGUGCUUCAAAUCAUCUCAAGGUCAGCAAACGCAUUGAGGAUGCUCGGUUGAAAAUUAUCCAGAUAAAAAGAAAUCACAUGGUUGAUGCUAGGGAUAAAUUGGCCCAAAUGGCAAGGCUUAGUGAUGCUCGUUUAAAGUUGCAAAAAUUGAGGGCUGCCCGUUCAAAGAAAGUUGAUCCAGUAAGUAUGUCACGGAAAACUGGAUGCACUGGUCAAAUAAGUUUAUCCACCAAUAAGCUAACGGUUCCACGUAUACCACGUACUGUGUCAUCAUUUGUUCCACUUCAUUCAAGACCCUUGAACUACAGGCCAACUAUGAUACCAGAAGCACACUAUGUUAAUGAGAUGAUAGUGGGAUACAACAACGAUUAUUUAAUGGAUCAUCAAGCUGCCCUAAGACGGACUGUUAGCAAUGAUUAUGCGCCAUCACUACCUCCUCCACCUCCUAUUUUUAACAUUAAGCCUUCACCAUAUGACUGGGAUAAGCCAACUCAUGGCAGCUCCUUAUCUAGAAGUCAGUCAAUUCGUACAGUUGAUCAAAGCAGGCCCCGAGACUAUAAAGUUAUCACUCGUACUGGAUUGCCGAAAAGCGAGUCUGGCCAUGUGUACAGAGAUGAUUGGGCUUUUAGUUCAAAAACACGUACAAUUUUGCCAGAUUCUGCUCUAAACUCCAAAUAUUACGCAAUGAGAAGUCACAAAGGAGAUGUAGGUGUUAAAUCAAGACUUGAGUCUCACCCUUCCAAGGCUAGUCGACUUACAGUUAACUCUUCUCGCUCGAAAUCAAGUUCUCAAACACCUGGAUAUCGAAUCGUUGUAUCCAAUUUGCAACCAAAUGUCACUCAAGAAGAUAUAAAGGAACUAUUUGAGGAUGUAGGAGAGCUACUUGUUUCAACUUUAACAAGACCUGGUGUAGCUGAAGUAACUUACAAGAAUUUGAAGGAUGCAACCAAAGCUGUUGAAACUUAUCACAAUCGUCAAUUAGAUGGACAUCCAAUGAAAUGUCUCCUUGUCCCUCCUGGACAAAAAACUUCAUCCUCAACGUCAUCAGGAAAAAUACUAUCUCAGUCAAGAGUCUCCAGUGGUUAUUUGCAACCAAGUUUGGGAAUGGUUCAUCGUGCAUUAUUUGAUUAACAGUGAGUCAAAUGAGUCUAUUAACAUCAAGGACUUUGAUUGUUUCAUACUAAAACCUUUUUUAAACCAUGUAAAACUACAAUUACAUUUAAGAUAAAGUGUCAAGUUGCAUUACCAAACCUAUAAGAAUUCUUUCCAAGUGUA
This is a messenger RNA of Copidosoma floridanum, 1666 nucleotides long. RefSeq lists its product as uncharacterized. Gene Ontology annotation, cellular component: nucleus. The record is from RefSeq and is a predicted model, not a curated record. Gene Ontology annotation, molecular function: mRNA binding. Lineage: Eukaryota; Metazoa; Arthropoda; Insecta; Hymenoptera; Encyrtidae. Gene Ontology annotation, biological process: mRNA export from nucleus.